GAAAAUAAUAACAAACGCGAACAAAAGAAUUCUCGAAGAAAAAAAACAGGGGAAAAAGUCGUCAUCAUCUCGUAAAUUUGUGCUCGGACGCGCGGGGGUCUUUGUUACGGCUACGGCUGCUGCGACGCGCUUCCUCUGCACCGAAUGGGUGCAUCGUAGUCAGCUCGUCAUAGUACCGAACGUUGUGGGGGGGCCUUCGCUGGAAUCGUUUUCCGCAGUCCGGGGGAUGAUGCGAGAGUGACGACGUAGAAGCCCCGUCUGUGUUCUGCCCUUCCGUUUCAGCGCUACAUCCUGUGGGGGAAUCUCGAACGCAUCGACCCCCGACCCACAACGAACUGCUAGGAGUCGUCCGUAAACUGAAUGCGCUUAUCUGUUCCGACGGUGAGCAGCAACAGCGGAACGCGAUAACAUGGACAUGCUGGACGCAUAUGUUGGCUACGAUCUUGGUAGUGGCUCCGAACCGGAUGACAUUCCGAGGACGGAUGAAACGGUUUGGAUUCUUGGCAAGCAGUAUCACGCCACCGAUGAUAUUGAGGCGAUACGGCAGGAUGUGCAAUCACGGCUCUGGUGUACCUAUCGGCGGGGUUUCGUACCGAUCGGUAACACACAGUUAACCACCGAUAAGGGGUGGGGUUGUAUGUUGCGUUGCGGCCAAAUGGUACUGGCCGAGGCACUGACUGAGCUACAUCUGGGACGAGACUGGCAGUGGAGCGAGGAGACACGGGAUGCCACGUAUCUGAAAAUCGUAAAUCGAUUCGAGGACAACAAGCAGGCACCAUUCUCGCUGCAUCAGAUCGCACUGAUGGGUGAUUCGUCCGAGGAGAAGCGGAUCGGCGAGUGGUUCGGACCGAAUACAGUGGCACAGGUGCUGAAGAAACUGGUCAAGUUCGACGAUUGGUGUAGAUUAGUGAUACACGUUGCGCUAGACAAUACCUUAGCAACCGAUGAAAUAGUGGAACUGUGUACCGAACAGAAGCCUGGUUCGGAUCCAAGAUGGCAACCACUGCUACUGAUCAUCCCGCUGCGGUUGGGACUCAGCGAAGUGAAUCCGAUCUACAUCGAAGGACUGAAAAAGUGUUUCCAGCUACCCGGUAGCUGCGGCAUGAUCGGUGGCCGUCCCAAUCAAGCACUCUACUUUAUCGGGUACGUUGGCGAGGAGGCACUCUACCUCGAUCCGCACACGGUACAACGGGUGGGUUGCAUCGGCGAAAAGCUGGAGCCGGCCGAACAGGAGCAGGAUGUGACGUUUCACCAGAGGCACGCCAGUCGUAUCGCGUUCGCAUCGAUGGAUCCAUCGCUGGCAGUGUGCUUUUUGUGCUGCAGUCGGGCCCAGUUCGAUCAACUGGUGGCUCACUUCAACGAACGGUUGAACGGUGGUGGCAGCCAGCCCCUGUUUGAGGUGACGAAAACGCGGCAGGCACCGUGGACACCGACCACGGUAUCGUCUGCUUCGUCCCGCAAAAACAGUGAACCAAACGAGGCCUUCAAUGUGAUAUCUGCCACCGAAAUUCCCAACGAAGAAUUUGAAGAAUUGGAACCGCGCCCUUUGGACGAUUCGGAUGAGGAGUUUGAGAUUAUAGCCUAACCCUGGAAGGUACACACCCGGAAGCAGAAGUUUCAUUUCGUUCGUUCGCGAAGCAACGUGCGAUGAUCGCAGCUUCUUUUUGUAAACUUUUUUUUAAUGUGCUUUCACACCUCGGUCAUAGGGCUUCUUUUGGUCUCCCUGUUUGUCCCAUUUGCGUGUGCGCCGCCUUACGACGAAUCAAACGUGUGUUACUAUGGGUACGAGGAUGAAAAGCAUCCGGUCUACCGAUUACAGUGCGACUUAGCGUUGGAGCUGAAUGUUUGGUUACUUUGUUCUGUUUCGAUGGAUACUCACUUUAAUCGCUUGGGUUGGCGAUCAUUGGGACCCUCGUGCAAUGAAGAUCGUCGGAUUGCAAUCGAGUUGGAAUGUUCAAAGAGUGAAUAUGGAAUAAGGAUAAAAAAAUGAAACAGGAGUGCGAUUCUCUCUCUCUUUCUCCCUUUGAUCGUUGAAAAGGAACAUUUUGGAACAAUUUCAUUUGAAUAAAUCAUGCAUUAAUAUAAAAGCUUA
Messenger RNA from Anopheles aquasalis, 2092 nucleotides. It is a transcript of the gene Atg4a, whose product is annotated as Autophagy-related 4a. Gene Ontology annotation, molecular function: cysteine-type endopeptidase activity; protein-phosphatidylethanolamide deconjugating activity. Gene Ontology annotation, cellular component: cytoplasm. The record is from RefSeq and is a predicted model, not a curated record. NCBI's taxonomy places the organism in Eukaryota, Metazoa, Arthropoda, Insecta, Diptera, Culicidae. Gene Ontology annotation, biological process: C-terminal protein lipidation; protein processing; protein delipidation.